Molecule: messenger RNA, 1746 nt
Organism: Microthlaspi erraticum
Lineage: Eukaryota; Viridiplantae; Streptophyta; Magnoliopsida; Brassicales; Brassicaceae
Source: the annotation of a GenBank genome assembly
AUGAAACCUUUCACCUUCUUCGAGAGAUUUUCUAAAGCUCUCCGUGAUCAUCCUUCUCUCUCCAGAAUCCUCGUCGUCUCCACGAUUAGUGGUGGAGGACUUAUAGCCUAUUCAGAGGCAAAUGUAUCCUACAGCAGCAAUGGUGUUGAAACUGGAACUAGAAAGAAAAAGGUUGUUCUGCUAGGAACUGGAUGGGCAGGAGCUAGUUUCUUGAAAGAUUUGAGUAAUUCGUCAUAUGAAGUUCAGGUCAUUUCGCCAAGAAACUACUUCGCUUUCACUCCUCUGCUACCAAGUGUUACUUGUGGAACCGUUGAAGCUCGCAGCGUCGUUGAGCCUAUUCGCAACAUGGGAAGGAAAAAUGUUGAGAUGUCUUUCUUGGAGGCAGAGUGUUUCAAAAUUGAUCCAGGAAAGAAGAAAGUUUACUGUAGAUCUAAACAAGGAGUGGAUUCCAAAGGAAAGAAACAAGAAUUUGAUGUUGACUAUGACUAUCUUGUUAUUGCUACCGGAGCUCAGUCUAACACAUUUAACAUUCCUGGAGUGGAAGAGAACUGUCAUUUCUUGAAAGAGGUGGAAGAUGCACAGAGAAUCCGUAGAACUGUAAUUGAUUCAUUUGAGAAGGCAAGUCUGCCAGAUCUCAAGGAAGAAGAGAGGAAGAGGAUGCUACAUUUUGUGGUUGUUGGUGGUGGACCAACAGGUGUUGAGUUUGCUGCUGAGUUGCAUGAUUUUGUAACGGAGGAUCUAGUCAAACUCUAUCCUAAAGCCAAGAAUCUUGUGCAAAUCACUCUUCUAGAAGCUGCAGACCACAUCUUGACCAUGUUUGACAAGAGGAUCACGGAGUUUGCAGAAGAAAAGUUUGGUAGAGAUGGUGUUGAUGUGAAGUUGGGUUCAAUGGUGGUGAAAGUGAAUGACAAAGAAAUAUCAGCUAAGACCAAAGGAGGAGAGGUCUCUACUAUUCCUUAUGGAAUGAUUGUCUGGUCAACUGGUGUUGGGACUCGUCCUGUGAUCAAAGAUUUUAUGAAACAAAUUGGUCAGGGUAAUAGACGUGCUUUAGCAACUAAUGAAUGGCUUCGUGUUGAAGGAUGUGAUAACAUAUAUGCACUUGGUGAUUGCGCAACAAUCAACCAGCGAAAAGUCAUGGAAGAUAUAGCUAAUAUUUUCAAGAAAGCAGAUAAGGACAAAUCAGGAACAUUGACGGUGAAACAAUUUCAAGAAGUAAUGGAUGACAUAUUUGUUAGAUACCCACAAAUAGAACUCUACUUGAAGAGCAAAGGCAUGCGUGGAAUUGCCGAUCUCCUAAAACAAGCCAACACUGAGAAUGGUUCCAGUAAGGCCAAGGAAGAACUGAAUAUAGAAGAACUCAAAUCAGCACUUUCUCAAGUUGACUCACAAGUGAAGUUUCUCCCAGCUACUGGACAGGUCGCUGCGCAACAAGGGACAUACCUUGCAAAAUGCUUUGAUCGGAUGGAAGAAUGCGAGAAAAAUCCAGAAGGUCCCAUUAGGAUCAGAGGAGAAGGCCGUCAUCGUUUCCGUCCCUUCAGGUAUCGACAUUUGGGACAGUUUGCUCCAUUAGGAGGAGAACAAACAGCAGCACAACUUCCAGGAGACUGGGUUUCGAUUGGACACAGCAGUCAAUGGCUGUGGUACUCUGUUUACGCCAGUAAGCAAGUGAGCUGGCGAACGAGAGUGUUGGUGGUCUCAGACUGGAUGAGGCGUUUCAUCUUCGGAAGGGAUUCAAGUCGCAUUUGA